AUGGUGUUCGGAAUUAAACUACACGCUACCGACAGCAUCUCGGACGAUGCGCUCUUUCAUCUCAAGAGCUACAAGUACUCGAGCGUGGACAAGUCACCGGUGUCCCACUACAUCCUCAACCCCUACUGGACUGCGGCCGUCGAUCUUCUGCCAUUAUGGCUGGCCCCGAACAUGGUCACGCUGAUCGGAUUCUGCUUUAUCCUGGGCAACAUCGGACUGCUGCUGAUCUUCAUGCCUGACCUCGUGGGACCUGCACCAUCAUGGCUAUACUACAGCUUUGCCUUUGGCCUGUUCAUGUACCAGACGAUGGACAACCUCGACGGCAAGCAGGCCCGACGGACGGGCACCUCGAGCGGACUGGGUGAGCUCUUCGACCACGGCAUCGACUCGCUGAACUGCACGCUGGCCAGCCUGCUGGAGACGGCGGCGAUGGGCCUGGGCACGUCGACGUCGGGCGUCUUCACGGCGCUGUGCCCGUGCCUGCCGAUGUUCUUCUCGACCUGGGAGACGUACCACUCGCACACGCUCUACCUCGGCUAUGUCAACGGGCCGACCGAGGGACUGCUCGUGGCCUGUCUGGUCAUGAUCAUCUCGGGUUACAGCGGCCCAGGCAUCUGGACGCAGCCGGUGGUGGAGCUGCUGGGCGGCCACGACAACUACAGCGGCCCGGUGAGCAGCAGCGUGCUCUCGGCCAUCGGACACUACUCGAUCCGUGACGGCUGGAUUGCCAUCAUUGUGGUGUCGCUCCUGGUCGGCCACAUCCCGUUUUGCAUCGUCAACGUGGUGCGGGCGCGCAAGUCACGCGGCCAGCCGGUGGCGCCGGUCUUUCUGGAAUGGACGCCGAUGGCGGUGUUUACGUGCUCGAUCGGCGCGUGGGUCUACUCGCCCUACUCAUUUAUCCAGUCGGACAACCACCUGGUGCUCUUCUGCGUCACCAUGUCCUUUGUCUUUGGCCGCAUGACGACCAAGAUGAUCUUGGCACACCUGACGCGCCAGCCGUUCCCGUACUGGACGGUGAUGCUGACACCGCUCGUGGUUGGCGCCGUGCUCAUCAACGUGCCGCGGUAUGGGCCUUGGGUUGGGCUGGAGCCGUUGGCGCCAAUCAGCGCCCAGACCGAGCUCAACUACCUGUGGGCGUACUUUUUCUUCUCGAUGGUGGUGUACUUCCGGUGGGCAUACCUGGUGGUCAAUGCGAUCUGCAACUUCCUGGGCAUCAACGCCCUGACGAUUCCGCUGGAGAAACAGCAGGAGAACGAGCGACGGAUGAUGAAGGAGACGGCCUACGCUAGUGGCAGUGGCCCUAUCCUGAACGGUAAGACGGAUUGA
Messenger RNA from Grosmannia clavigera kw1407, 1326 nucleotides. RefSeq names its product sn-diacylglycerol cholinephosphotransferase. Gene Ontology annotation, biological process: phospholipid biosynthetic process. Gene Ontology annotation, molecular function: phosphotransferase activity, for other substituted phosphate groups. The coding region runs from base 1 to 1326 and encodes 441 amino acids. NCBI's taxonomy places the organism in Eukaryota, Fungi, Ascomycota, Sordariomycetes, Ophiostomatales, Ophiostomataceae. Gene Ontology annotation, cellular component: membrane. The transcript has 4 exons. The record is from RefSeq and is a predicted model, not a curated record.